AUGUUUCUCAUUUCAAUAAUUGUUAUUAAUAGCGUUGCUCAAAAUAGGCAGAAUGAGAUUAAUAUAUGUGUAAAAAAACUCCAAUCUCAAGAUGAUUCUGAAUAUACUAUUAAAAACUCUACUACAACGACGAAUAUUACCGAAUUUUGCGAAAAAUUUACAACAGGCAUUAUAGUACGUUAUGGUCUUAUUGUAAUGUCUAUAAUAAUAUUUUUGUUAUUUUUGGCGGGAGCUGUUGGUAAACAUGCUGCCCAACUUGAAGAAGAAUAUCCUAGAUAUGAUCAUUCCACAACUGUACAGGAAUAA
Messenger RNA from Cetraspora pellucida, 306 nucleotides. The record is from the annotation of a GenBank genome assembly. Lineage: Eukaryota; Fungi; Glomeromycota; Glomeromycetes; Diversisporales; Gigasporaceae.